UUCAUUACCCGAGUGGACUUCGUAAGACUGGCUCUCAAAAUGUCGAGAGCUCUACAUGUUAUUAUAUUUGCAUCACUUUUAUGCGUUUCUGCUGUAGCUUCGUCGAAACCUCAUGGCAAUAAGACCACCUGCCAAGAAUAUACGAAAGGUCUAACCUUCAACGAUACCCAGGCUAUCGGCACAUGGCAUUUGCUGCAUUAUAGCACCGAGAAAUCUAAUGGCAGUGGAGACCCUCACUGUGUAGAAUUUACUCCUGUCGGUGAACAGGAACGCAAAGAGCUCGCAGAACGUAUUGACAAGUAUGUAGAAAACAUGAAAUGGGAAAGUUUAACGUUGAAGAUGCAGAUUCCGUGUAGCGGCAUGGGCAGCAACCGGACUCGGGACUACUAUCUGGAGCGGCUCGAGGGUGACGGCUCUUAUAGAACAUUACAAAUGCCGUCUCCCGCAGCUAAAUUAGACUUGGCGGAAUUCCACCGGUACCCUAUGCGUCUGAAGAUUAUUGAAGGACAUUACCUCGGCAUGAUGGACUGCCACGAGAAGUUCGUGUUUCUACUCGGCAAACAACCGCCCAACGGGUCAGAAUUAGAUGAUCGACUCAAAAAAAUGAUCGAGAUCUAUUGGCCUGACGAAAACUGAAGAUACAUACUUCGCUUUAUGUUGAACUAUAACAAAUGUCACAAUUUUUUUGUUUACUUUUUUUGACUCCAAAUCCGCGUUAUAUUAUCGUUAUUUUGCAUUGUUUGUCUUUGUUUUAAUCUAACAAAUUAUGUUAAUAAAGUUACAUGUUACCACUAAAAAUCUACAUAGUAGAUACAUUCUGAAAAUAAAAAUAACAACUAUAACAUUUUAUUUAAACCUUAAUAUUUUGUGAAGCAUUUAUGGUAUACAAAUAUAUUACAUUGAUUUAUCUAGGU
Messenger RNA from Diatraea saccharalis (sugarcane borer), 914 nucleotides. Lineage: Eukaryota; Metazoa; Arthropoda; Insecta; Lepidoptera; Crambidae. The record is from the annotation of a GenBank genome assembly.